AUGAUCCACCAUUUCUUGAGCCAGGUUGGAACAAAAAUCUACAGCAAUAAAGUUCUUGAAGGCUGGAUAGUAAGGGUGCGGAAGGUCGCUUACUGUGUUGAGGACAUAACAGACGAGUACAGCUAUAACAUAGCUCUUGAACAAGAAAAACGUUUAAAAUGGUUAAUACACAAAUUCUUCUAUUCAAAUACUUUUCAUCGCAUCACUGUGGAGCUUAAAGAUAUUGAGGAAGAAAUCAAGCACUUGUCACAGCUGAAAGGGACUAUCGAGAAAUGUUCAAUGAGAGAUGAGAUUGUUGGGAUGAAAGAAGACAUGGAACUGCUUGGUAAGUGGCUUUAUCCCAAGGAGUUAGAUCGAAUUGUAAUAUCAGUAUGGGGUUUUGGUGGACUGGGUAAAACAACCCUAGUCAGGAAGGUUUAUGAUUGGGAGAAGGGACUGAAAAGCUUUGACUGUUAUUCAUGGAUUACUGUAUCGCAUAAUGUUAACAUUGAUGCAAUAUUAAGGCAGUUGAUUCAAGAGGUGAGCGAAGAUCAAAGCAAAGUUCCUGCAGAUCUUGACAAUAUGCACCAUGGUAAGCUAAAUGAUGAGUUAAAGGAGGUGUUGUCAAAUAAGAAAUACCUGAUUGUACUCGAUGAUGUAUGGGAUACAAGAGCUUUCCAUGAGCUAUCUGAUUCAUUGGUGGAUGACUACAAAAGAAGUAGGAUAAUAAUCACAACCAGGAACAAUGAUGUUGCUUCACUGGCUCAAGAAAUGUACAAGAUGGAACUCAAUCCACUAGGCAAUGAUGAUGGAUUUGAACUUUUUCGUAGAAGGUGUUUCCAGAAAAGCAAUAUGGAAUGCCCUUCUCAUUUGGAGGAAUUGUCUAGGCAGAUUGUAAAUAAGUGUGGAGGCUUGCCAUUGGCAAUUAAUGCAAUAGCCAAUGUAUUGGCUGUACAGGAAUCAAAAGAAAUAGUAUGGAGAAGAAUAAAUAAUCAAUUCAGUAUGUUCCCGCAAGAUUAUAUUUUCAAGCGUGAGCUCCUUAUCAAGCUAUGGAUAGUAGAGGGCUUUGUAAUACAGAGAGGUCAGAGUACAUUGGAGGAGGUUGCAGAUGGCUACUUCACCGAACUGAUCCAGCAAAGCAUGAUGCAACUUGUCGAGAACGAUGAGAUUGGCAGAGUGGUAAGCUGCAGGAUGCAUGACACUGUGCGAGAAUUAGCACUCUCCUUUUCUAGGAAGGAAAGAUUUGGUCUGGCAGACAUUAACCUUGAAACUCAGAAGAAGGAUGAUGUCUGCCGGCUGUUAGUGUCAAACUUUGAUCAAGUGAAUCAGCUGAUAAGAUCAAGCAUGGACCUUCCUCAUCUCCGGACAUUCAUUGCAGCCAACAAAGUUGCUAAUUAUCAGUUGCUAUGCUUACUAAUUUCAAGGUGUAAAUACCUUGCUGUUCUGGAACUGCGAGAUUCACCCUUGGACAAGAUUCCAGGAAAUAUUGGGGACUUGUUCAACUUGCGCUACCUUGGCCUAAGGAGGACAAGUAUUAAGUCCCUCCCAAGAUCAAUUAAAAGGCUUUGCAAUUUGGAAACUCUGGACCUGAACUCAACUAACAUCAAAAGGCUCCCAAGAGAGGUCGCUAAGUUAAAGAAACUGAGGCACAUCUUUGCAGAGCAAUUAUAUGACCCAGAAGAGAAGCAAUUGCGCUACUUCCGUGGUGUGAAGUUACCUGAUCGUGCUUUUAAUUUGGUACAGCUGGAGACUCUCCAGACUGUUGAGGCAACAAAGAAAUCAGUGAAGCUACUAAAAUACUUGCCUGAGCUGAAGCUUCUGUGUGUCGAGAACAUAUGCCGUGCUGACUGUGCAACGCUGUUUUCUUCCUUAUCAAAUAUGAACCACCUCUAUGAUUUGGUCAUCAGCGCCAAUGAUCUGAAAGAACCUCCGGAUUUUAAUUCUUUCAAUCCUAAAUGUACAAAGCUAGAGAAGCUCACUAUCAGAGGAUGCUGGGAUAGUGAGACAUUCCGGAGACCAGUAUUCUGUGAGUAUGGUGCAAAUAUCAAGUACCUGACAUUGACAUUUUGCAAAAAUGACACCGAUCCACUCCCAUCAAUUGCAUCAAGUGUGCCCAAUCUGAUAUUUUUGAGCAUCCGCAAAGGAUGCUGGGCUGAAGACAUAAUUCUUCGUGCAGGAUGGUUUCCUCAAUUGAGAACUCUUUACCUGGGAAAAUUGGAGGUGAAAAGGCUGUUCAUUGAGGAAGGCGCCAUUAUUAAGCUGGAAGUGAUGCUUCUGCUCUCUCUCACAUAUCUGAAGGGGUCCCUAAAGGUUUGGAGCUUCUUGCAUCCCUCAAGAAGCUCAAUGUCUCGGUGCAACACCCUGAGUUCAAGAUAG
This is a messenger RNA of Oryza brachyantha (malo sina), 2355 nucleotides long. RefSeq names its product disease resistance protein RPM1-like. Gene Ontology annotation, biological process: defense response to other organism. The coding region runs from base 1 to 2355 and encodes 784 amino acids. Gene Ontology annotation, molecular function: ADP binding. Lineage: Eukaryota; Viridiplantae; Streptophyta; Magnoliopsida; Poales; Poaceae. The transcript has 3 exons. The record is from RefSeq and is a predicted model, not a curated record.